This is a messenger RNA of Brenthis ino (lesser marbled fritillary), 5559 nucleotides long. NCBI's taxonomy places the organism in Eukaryota, Metazoa, Arthropoda, Insecta, Lepidoptera, Nymphalidae. The record is from the annotation of a GenBank genome assembly.
AUGGAAGGAGGCGAUGGUGUAGUGGCGAUAGUGCGUGGUUGUCGACACGCCAAAUUGGCGGUUACAUUACUUCCAGGAGCAUAUUUCAAAUUGAAUAGAAGACAAUGUGCAGACAUUGGUCCUACAAGAGUCUGUCAGUCCAGUGUAGAGACUAACACUACGCGGAUGUUGCAACAAGUGUCUCAAUAUGAUGUCAGUUACAAGCAAUGUCCCAUAGUGACAAGUCGCUACGUCCAUCAUAAAAGACAUGGGAAGUGUUUGAAAUCAUCACCAACAGAAUCUGUGCCUUGUGAAAUAAAAACUUUGAGGCAUACCGUGUCUUCUAAUAUUGUUAAGCUUCAAUCAAAACAAAAAUCAUGUUUCUGUCAUCAACCAUUAACUUGUGACUGUAAAAGAAAAGAGCAUGAUCCAAUCAAUAAUAUCUUCACAAAUUCAUUUCCUGAAUCAGAUCAGCGGAAAGAAUUCAAUCAGCCAGAAAAACAAACUAUACUUGAAGUUAGAACACCCAGAGAAUUUACAAAAUUCGACAAUGAUAUUGAAAAUGAGGAAAUAUUUAAAGAAAUCAAUAGGUGGAUGAAAGAAAUACCCGUCUAUCCCAAUUUCAAUGAAACUGAUAAAUUAAAACAAGACGCAGUAAUAAUAACAUUAGCGAAAACAUUAAAAUAUUUGCUAAAUCAAACUGAUUUUAUUCCAAAAGCGAAACCUGAAAUAGUGAAAUGUCUUAAUGCCUUACCUAUAUGGCGGCCGAAUGAGCAAACAGAUGAAGCGAACUUUAUAGAUGAUCUAGUUAAUAAACUUAGUAAAAGAUUUAUAAAUUUAGCAGAGAAUAACUUUAUUGAUUGUAUUACAAAACAGGUACAAGAUUUACCAUUUAAAGAUGAUAAUAGUAUUAACAACACUCACAUACAAAAUACCAUUGAUCAAUUUAUUAAUAAAUUAAAACCUUUAGCACUCAAUAGAUCUACUGAUGAUGUAACUUACAAAAAAAAAUUAAAGUUAAAAUUAAACGAUUUACUUAACGAUUUAAAUCUGAAAAUAGAUAAAAGUGAAAUUGAAUCCAUUGAUAUUUUGGCUGAUAAUUUAGCUGAUCAGUUGUGUCAUAUGCAUCUUUAUAACUCUACAAGUAAUGAAAGAGAGUUUAAGAAUAACGCCAAUGUUGUUCAAGAGAAGAUUCUAGCGUGGUGCCAAAAUUUAUCUGAAUUUACAAAUAAAGAUAUACAUCAAUGCGCAGAUUUAACACAUUUACUUACUAAUAAAUUACAAAAGUAUAAUUCACUAAAUUUCAAUGUUAAGGAAAAUCGAAAAAAAAUACAAGAUGAUAUAGAAAAAUGGUUAAGUUUGAUUGCUGAUAGAUUACAGAUAAGUUUCAGUGUAAAGAGAAAAAAUGAAUUAAGUAAAGAAUUAAUGAUGCAAAUAUUGGAGUUACAUGACAUAGACAAUAAAAAAUACGAAGAUGGUAUUUCAGAUAUUUCUUUUGGUACUUUUAUGGAAUGGCUUUUAAAUAUACCAGGAUUAUCGGAAGAAAAUAUAAUGGAAAGUAAAAAGAUGAUUGAAAAUUUAGCUAACUCAUUAAAAGAAAUUCAAAUACGUGACAAUAAUUCGGAAAAUAGAUUGUCUGAUACGAAAAAAAUGAUAACAAAUUGGUUACAACAUUUCUUGAGACAAAAAAAUGAGCAUAUAGACCCAUCAGCGCAUGAUAAUUUAGUAAAAAGACUUACAUCAAAAUCAGAUAAUAUGACCGAACCAAUGCCAAAACUAAGAAAACGGUGGGAUGAUUUGAAUCGAUCAAAUUUUGCCAAAAUCAAAGAAGCUGUUGGAACUAUAGAAAAUAACGACAACAUGGAAAUUAAUAAGACUUUUUCUAUUAAUUUAAGUUCCAAAAGCACACAAACGAUGCAUGAAUCUGAGAAUAAAACAAAUGAUUACCAAAACUCUAAGAAAAAGUACGAGUACCAAGAGAUCACUGAAAAUUUCAGUCAAUCAAAUCAAUCGCACAUGUCUCAAAACGAGACAUAUGAUAAUAACACAUUUGAUUUUACUGGGGCAAAAACAAGAAAAGAAUUCUUAGGUCCGAGACCCCUGAAUGCUUCAAGUAAAUACACUACCAAUAAUGAAGACAAAAUGACUACUACGACUAUAGAAGAAUAUCAUAGUGAAAGUAGUUCAAUAUUAAGAAAUAUAAAUGCGACAUCUAAGAAGAUAUUAGAUAAAGAAUUUGGAAAUUUUAAAUCAUAUAAGGAAAGCGAUAACAAAUCUAAAAUUUCAACUCCUAAUACAUAUAAAGAUAAUAGUAUGCAAACUUCGACUUUUCACGAAAAGUUAGUACUCGAAGAUAAUUUUACAACAUCUACACCACUAGCAUCAUCAUUAAAAAAUUCUACUCCACAUAGUAAAAUGACUUCAAUUGAUGAUAUUUUAAUAAAUAAAAAGGAAUCAAGGAAUAAAGAACUAUCAGAUAAUACACAAUAUCUUCAUCGAUUAGAAAGUGCUAUUGAUGAUUGGCUAAAAACACUUGACCUUGACGUUAAAGAUUUAGAAAAACACAAUUUGGCUGAAAGUAUUGCAUCUGAUUUUCUUGAUAGAAAAAAAUACUUAAAACUCUCCGGCACAAAGACAUCAGAGAUCCAUGAGCUAGAACAGCUUAAAUAUCAAAUAUAUAGAAGAUUGUACAACUUCACUAACUCUGAAACAAUACCGGUAGUUAUAGCAAAAGUAAAUGAUCUAUAUCGAUAUCUGAUAAGGCUAUCUAAACCUCAAACGAAUAAAUCCAAUGAAAUAUCAAAUACACUUGACACUGAAUCGUUUACUGACUUAAAAAGUAAAAUUAAAUCAUGGUUAAAUCUUAUUCCAUCUCAACUUUAUUUAUCAAAUGAUAAAAAUAACAAAGAAAAUCUGAUUAAAAACUUAACCACAAAAGUACAUUCUCUAAUGAGAAGUGGGAAUUAUGAAGAUAACAUUAAAAGUGAAUUUUUAAUGUGGUUGCCUAAACUUUUAAAAGUUUGGAAUAUAAACGAAUUAAAUGAUUUAGCUGAAAAUUUGAAAUCUCAUAUAGAAACUGAUUAUAAUAUAGAGGCACAAAAUGAUAUACUAAAUCAACACACUGAAAAUAAUAAUUUAAUAAAUACGCAAAUUCCAACACAAAAUACUAGUGAAUUUAUAGUUGAAAAUUUAAGAGGAGUUGCUGUAGAAUGGUUCAGGAAGGUGCGACCUUUUCCCAGAAAUAUGAUGACAAACAUAUCUUUGGUAGAUAAUUUCACUUCAGCGUUAGCUAAUGAUUUAAAGAAAGUAUUUGAAAAUAAUUCAAAUAUAUGGUCUCUUGAGUUUGAAGAUUUACUCGUUAAAGAAAUAGUAAAAAAUAUAAAAAACGUUUUGUGUGACCAUGAAAGUGAUAGCUUAUAUCAAAGACUUGCCAAUGAUUUUAUAACAUAUUUAAAGCAAAUACGUUUAUUUCAUGAUAUAUCAGAUAGAAUUCCUAUAAAUACAACUAAUGUAGACGAAUCCAAGUAUGAGAAUGAAAUUAGGAAAGCUGUGACUAUUUGGUCUAAAAAUUUAAUUUUGCAAUCAGAAAUAAGUUUCAAAGAUAUAGAACAAAUUUUAAAUAAUUUUAUUGAUAUUUUGUCAACUUAUAUGAUAAAAGAUAUUAAUAGUAUUGAAAAUCGCUUAAGAGAAGAUACCCUAAAAAUAUUAAAAAAUAUUCCUUUAAAAAUACACCAUUUAAGAUAUGAUGAGUUACAAGAGCAUAUAGAAUCAUUGAUAAAUAUUAUGAGAACUCAUAUAGUUUCCAAAGAAAACAUUGAUUUCAUUUCUAUGACUAUAGAAAAAAAUACUGACUUAGGAGAUAAUGUUAAUUUACAACCUACUCGUGAUACUCGUAUAAGCAAUGUAGACGAUAUACAUACUAUAAUUAAAAAUUGGUGUGAUAAUAUUCCUCUCUAUGUAGAACAUUCGGAUGGUGAUAGAGUAAAAUUGAAAGAGAUGAGACAGAAUAUUGCUAGUCAAAUAAUAAAUUUCUUUGAUAAUUUAAAUACGAAACAAAUUUAUUCUAAAGACGAUUUUUAUGAAUUGUUACGAUAUGAAAUCCAAAAACUACUUAAAAAUAUGCCCAUGACUCAUGAAUUAGAAAAUUGUUUGAAUAUAUUAAUAGAUGUGGUAAUUGAGAAGCUUAAAGAUGUGACACAUGACUAUGUUAAUCAAGAAAAAAAAGAAUCGGUUACUUCGACCUAUAAACUUCUACUACAUCAAGCCAUUAACAAAACAUUGUCACUUAUUGAUAAUCCCACAAUUGAUGAGCAGAUAUCUUUUAAUUUACUUAAAGAAAAAUUAGCAAACGCAUUUAUAGAAUUACAUCAUCCUACAGACGAUGUUGAAAUCCGCAAUAAGUAUAAAGAUAAACUAUGUUAUGAAAUUGACAAAUUUUGCAAAGACUUUUUAAAUCAAAGUAUCUUUAUACCAGUAAAUUCAGAAAAAAUAAAAAACGAUUUGGAUAAAGCGUUGAAAAAUGUGUCAGUACCAAAGGUUGAUUUGCAAGACGCUUAUGAUUCUGCCACAGAUAAUGUCAGCCCAAAGAUUUCAUUAAAAAUUGACGCUUCAAAUCAAUUUAAUUUAAAUGUUCCACCGAGUACAUUAAGUGUCAAAGAAUUAGAUCAUACGCAAAGGAUACGAGCAAGAUCAAAUAUUAGAAUAGAGAGUCCAAAAAUCUUUCGAAAAGACAUUUCAACAAGCCCCCUACCUAUGGAUAUGGCAACUCAAACUGAAGUCAAUAUAGCGGAGGAAAUUAAUCAAACGUCAAACAACAUGGUCCUUGAAAGACCUAGCUUACGGAAAGAAGUAUCACCACAAGUACUUAUCAAGGAAUUUUACUGGGACUCCUCUGGAUCUAAGCAAAGUUUACGUAUGUUUUCUCCGUCAGAAAUUUCUCAAAGAAUAGAACCAAGGCCUACAAAUACAGCAAAAUCACAAACAAAUGAGAUUACUAAUAAGACUAUAAUAAAUAGUAUACAAUCGUCAAAAAUACUUCAAACGCAUGAAGAUACAAGUAAACGAGAAAUUCCAAGAACUGAAGCUAUUCCUAAGCAUACUAUAAAUUCUUUUCAACAGACUUCGAGCACCUUAAUCCAUCCUAUAGUCUCCUAUCCUAAAUCGAAUGUAGAAGAUAAUAAAAAAGAAUUGGAAGAACCAUACUAUAGCGUAAAAGAUAUAAACCAAAACCAUGAAAGGAGAGAAGUACGAAGUGAUCCGAUCUCCUUUCGAAGAAUUUUUCAAAAGGCUCAAAGGACAGGAGAAGGAAGUGAGGAAACUGAAGGAGAUAUACAUAUCAGGAGAAGUGUAAGACGAAAGGAUAUUUAUGAUGAUUUAUCAAAGAGAAUUCCAGAAGACCGACAGAUUGACGCACAACAGUAUCAUAAGGACGAUAGAAGGUGUAGCUGCAAGGAUAAUAUAUUAACAAAAUGCAGGAAAAGAAUGUAUUUCGACUGUCGUCAACCAAACUUGAGACACUGUGCUAAAGGAUUCGGUUGUUUUUGCCCUCAUCCGAGCAAUUUUUUCUUUAAAAGAGAUUUU